Molecule: messenger RNA, 882 nt
Organism: Lasiodiplodia theobromae
Lineage: Eukaryota; Fungi; Ascomycota; Dothideomycetes; Botryosphaeriales; Botryosphaeriaceae
Product: 15-hydroxyprostaglandin dehydrogenase
Exons: 3
Coding region: 1-882 (293 amino acids)
Cellular component (GO): cytoplasm
Molecular function (GO): oxidoreductase activity, acting on the CH-OH group of donors, NAD or NADP as acceptor
Source: RefSeq, a predicted model, not a curated record
AUGGGAGACAUUGGACCCACGCCCAAAGUGGCUAUCGUGACCGGUGCAACCUCCGGCAUCGGCAUCGACAUCGCCAAAGACCUCGUGUCCAGAGGCUACAAAGUCGCCGUCGUGGGGCGGCGGGCGGCGGCGGGCGAGCAGAUCGCAGCGUCGCUCGGCAGCGCCGACCAGGCGUGCUUCUUCGCGGCGGACGUGUCGUCGUACGCGUCGCAGGCGGCCAUGUUCCGUUCGGUGUGGGCGCGCUGGGGCCGCAUCGACGCGCUGUGCGCCAACGCGGGCAUCGUCGACCAGUCGUCGGCGUACCUGCUGGACUGGCGCGAGCGCGGCGUCGACGACGUGCCGCCGGCGCCCGACCUGGCCUGCACCGACGCCGACUGGAAGGGCGUCGUCUACGGCGCCCGCCUGGCUGCCCACUUCAUGCGCCACAACAACCCAUCACCCGGCGGCAAGAUCGUGGUGACGGGCAGCCUCGGCGCCCUCUUCCCGCACGAAGCUUACCCGGAGUACUGCGGGGCCAAAGCGGCUGUCGCGCAGUUCGUGCGUGGCGUCGCUCCGCUGCUGAAGGAGAAGGAUAAUAUUGCUAUCAAUGUCGUGCAUCCGGGCAUCGUGGAGACGCCCAUCGUGCCGCCGGAGAUGAUACAGGCCGUGUCGCGGGAAUGUCUCACCCCGGUUGAGACGGUGUUGAAGGGGUACAGGAUGUUCUUGGACGACGAAACGGGGAUGACGGGCAAGAAUUUAGAGGCGUCAGGCGACAAGCUCAACUUCUACGAAUUGCCAGAGAUGCUGAAUGGAAGGGUGACGAAGCGGUCUGUCACCGUGUGGGAGCCGCUGUUUGCCAUGAUGCAUCAUGAGAAGUCGGGCUUGCCUGAUGCAAUUGAGUAA